AGCCAGCCCUAACUCGGUGCUUUUGCUUUUUCCAUUUGGAAGUUACUCAUCACCUUCAUCAAUUCAGAGGUUUCGCUCUCACGGUUUAUCGUGUAACCAAUUCGGAUUCCUCCUUCCGAAGCUUUCCUAAAGAAAAAGGAAAUUCCAACGGAAGAAAAUCAAGAAAGAAAAGCAAAUAAGGAGAGAGAGAGAGAAGGCGCCGAAUCCGAAGAUGACGCUCAAGAUCUUGAUUAUCGGCGCAGGCGUGUGCGGCCCCGCGUUCGCGACACUGCUGCGCCGCGCCGACCCCUCUCUGUCGAAAUAUGAGAUCACUAUCGUCGAGCGCGCUGAGAAGUUGCGCGAGACGGGGCUGCAGAUUGAUUUGCGGUCUCAUGGGAUUCCUGUUGCUAGGAAGAUGGGGCUCCUAGAAGCAAUCCGCCACCGCGCGGUCCCAGAACAAGGCGUAGCCUUCGUCGACAGCACAGGCAAGCCCUACGCGAAGUUCGGCAAGAACGACUCGGGCCACGGACGCCAGGCCUUCUCCUCCGAAUACGAGAUCAUGCGCGGGGACCUCGUAGACGUGUUCUACCGCGCCAGUCUCGGCCUCUCCCCCGAGGGUGAAGGCGAAGACGAAGCACCCGCCGUAUCAGGCGUCGUGACCAACGGCAACGUGCGCUACGAAUUCGGCACGACUAUAACCUCCCUUUCGCAACACUCGGCGGAGAAGGUCUCGGCGACAUUUUCCACCGGGCGCACGGACGAAUACGACCUCGUCGUCGGCGCGGACGGGCAAUCCUCGCGCACGCGCAGGAUGCUUCUCGGCAGCCAAGAAGCGAGCGACGCGUGUUUCAAGUCCCUCGACCUCUUAUCCGCGCUAUAUCUCGUGCCGCGCAGCGCGCAAGACAACGCGUGGAUGAACGUCCACCUGAUGUCCGGCCGCCGCGGACUCUUCACGCGGUCGGCGGACACGAAGGCGGCGACGACGCAGGUGUACAUGGCCGUCAGCACGAGUCGGUCGGAGGACAAAUACGGGGUGUGCACCGCCGUGCGCGAGAAAUCCCCCGCGGAACAGCGGGCGGUGUUCGCGAGGGCGUACGCGGACCAGCACGGGUGGCGGACCGACGAGUUCGUGCGCGCGCUGACGCGCGAGACGCCGCUGGAGGACUUCUACGCCACUGAGAUCGGACAGGUGCGGUGCGCGAGGCUGGCCGUGGGCCGCGUGGUGUUGCUCGGGGACGCGGGAUACUGCCCCUCGCCGAUCACGGGCAUGGGGACCACGCUGAGCCUGGUCGGCGCGUAUAUCCUCGCCGGCGAGCUCGCGAGACACGGGUCGUCCGACGGGGUCCCCGCGGCCCUGCAGUCGUAUGCGCGCGGCGUCCGGCCGUACGUGGACGAGGCGCAGAGGCUCCCGCCCGGGCUACCCGGGCUGUUGUAUGCGGAGACGAGCUGGGGGCUGUGGAUCCUGACGACUGUGCUCUCGGUGAUUGCGAAGUCGAGGAUUGCGGAUGUGCUCGUGAGGCUUAUGCCGGAGACUUCGAGCCGGGAUCAGAUCCCGGAGUAUCCGGAGUUGAAUCUGGGGAACGAGAAGUGAGACAGACGUGAGAUGAGUCCUCGCGUAUAUGGACCUGGCUGUUCUACCUGUGGGAGCAGGUCUAGAGGUGUUGGGGUUGAAUACACCUUUCUGUAUAAUACUUAUGAUGGUGAUGAUGGAUGAAUCAUGUCUAAUAUAGGUAAUUUCACUUGUUGCGAGUAAUAACGAUAACCCCCCUUCUGGUCCCUCAUCUCAGCAGUACAUAAUCCGAAAGCAACUCGUGAAACAAUCAUAUCCUAUACAUCAUAUUCCUCGAUAAAAUUAGCCAUAUCCCUAAGUCUAAUAACCCAUAAUGAUAUUUCCUUCCCCCCCUUCUCAAGUAGCAAGAUAACGAAUGACAGAGGACCCCCCACCAAAAACUCCCAUACAAAUACCCGCCGCCCUUCGCUAUUUGGAGCA
Xylaria bambusicola is the source of this 1969-nucleotide messenger RNA. Its product is annotated as FAD/NAD(P)-binding domain-containing protein. Lineage: Eukaryota; Fungi; Ascomycota; Sordariomycetes; Xylariales; Xylariaceae. The record is from RefSeq and is a predicted model, not a curated record. Gene Ontology annotation, molecular function: FAD binding. The transcript is spliced from 2 exons. The coding region runs from base 212 to 1570 and encodes 452 amino acids.